AUGGCCGCCUCGGCGCCGCCCCCACCGGACAAGCUGGAGGGAGGUGGCGGCCCCGCACCGCCCCCUGAGCCACCCAGCGCCGGGAGGAAGCAGGGCAAGGCCUGCUCGCAAAUAAAGAGCCCAGAAAAGAAGCGAAGGAAGGCGAAUACUCAGGGCCCUGCAUACUCACAUCUGACGGUUCAGUUUUCGCCACCCCCGACUCCCAUGGUGGAUCACCUGGUUGCAUCUGACCCUUUUGAGGAUGACUUCGGAGCUCCUAAGGUGGAGGGCACAGCCCCUCCAUUCCUGGGCAGGCCUGUCCCCUUUGUGGGCUUCCGUGUACCGGGGUGCAUGGCAGGCCAGGUACCCCCAGGCUGUGGCACUGGGGGUGGAGGAGGCCCCCAGCUUCUUCAUCAACAGUGCCCCCUCCCUUUCCCUUCCAACUCCAUGGGCCCUGCUUUCAACAUGCCCCCCCCAGGCAACCCUCCCCCAGGCAACAUGAACUUACCCAGCCAACCCUUCAACCAGCCUCUGGGUCAAAACUUCAGCCCACCUGGUGGGCAGAUGAUGCCAGGCCCCGUGGGGGGAUGUGGCCCCACAAUCUCACCCACCAUGGGACAGCCUCCCAGAGGGGAGCUGGGCCCCCCUUCUCUCCCCCAAUGCUUUGCCCAGCCAGGGGCACCUUUUGGCCCUUCUCCUCUCCAGAGACCUGGUCAGGGGCUCCCCAGCUUGCCCCCCAACACAGGUCCCUUCCCUGGUCCGGACCCUGGCUUUCCUGGCCCUGGUGGUGAGGAUGGGGGGAAGCCCUUAAAUGCACCUGCUCCCACUGCUUUUCCCCAGGAGCCCCAUUCAGGCUCCCCAGCUGCUGCUGUUAAUGGAAAUCAGCCCAGUUUUCCCCCAAACAGCAGUGGGCGGGGUGGGGGCACCCCGGAUGCCAAUAGCCUGGCACCCCCUGGCAAGACAAGUGCGGGCUCAGGGCCCCAGCCUCCCCCAGGCCUGGUAUAUCCAUGUGGUGCCUGUCGGAGUGAGGUGAACGACGACCAAGAUGCCGUUCUGUGUGAGGCUUCCUGCCAGAAGUGGUUCCACCGCGAGUGCAGGGGCAUGACUGACAGCGCCUAUGGGCUGCUGACCACUGAGGCCUCUGCUGUCUGGGCCUGCGAUCUCUGCCUCAAGACCAAGGAGAUCCAGCCUGUCUACAUGCGCGAGGGCAUGGGGCAGCUGGUGGCUGCUAACGAUGGGUGA
Messenger RNA from Balaenoptera musculus (blue whale), 1221 nucleotides. Its product is annotated as pygopus homolog 2-like. The record is from RefSeq and is a predicted model, not a curated record. Gene Ontology annotation, biological process: kidney development; spermatid nucleus differentiation. Lineage: Eukaryota; Metazoa; Chordata; Mammalia; Artiodactyla; Balaenopteridae.